AGCUGGGGGGAACAUAAAUAGGUACGGACCGCUAAGCCGCCCUAAGGUCACCUCGAGGUCGUGUUUGUAUCCAAUUCGCCCCGUGGAUAAGCUGUCUUGGCCUAGUCUGGUACAACUGGUCUGGUACAACGUCAACUGUGGCUCGGGAUUUGGCUGUUUCUUUCAUAUCCAUCUAGCCGGCCUCAAUAAGAGGAAAAGACAAGAUGGCACCCGAAUCCUUCGUCAUCAAGACGCCCAGCUCGUCGGCCAACAUCGGUCCCGGGUUCGACGUGAUCGGGCUGGCGCUGUCGCUGUACCUGGAGCUGCACGUCACCGUCGACCGGUCCGGGGCCGGCACGGCCUACCCGCUCAACUGCCGGGUGACGUACGAGGGCGAGGGGGCCGACUCGGACGGCAUCCCGCUGGACCCGGACGCCAACCUCAUCACGCGCGUGGCCCUGUACGUGCUCCGGUGCCACGGCCAGCGCGCCUUCCCAGCCCAGACCCACGUGCACAUCAAGAACUCGAUCCCGCUCGGCCGCGGCCUGGGCUCGUCGGGCGCCGCCGUGGUCGCCGGCGUCAUGCUGGGCAAGGAGGUCGGCGGGCUGCACCACCUGGACGACGAUAGGUUAUUCGACUUUUGCUUGAUGAUUGAGAGGCACCCCGACAACGUGGGCGCUGCCCUGUUUGGCGGCUUUGUCGGGACGUACCUGAACCCGCUGAAGCCCGAGGACGUGGCACGGACGGAGAUCCCGCUGAGCGAGGUGCUCUCUGCCCCGGCCGGCGGUGUCGACACGGGCGACGCGCCGCCGGAGCCGCCGCACGGCAUCGGCCACCACAUCAAGUUCCCCUGGGCCAAGGAGAUCAAGGCCGUGGCCAUAAUCCCCGACUUUGAGGUGCCGACGGCCUUGGCGCGGGAGGUGCUGCCGGCUCAGUACCCUCGAUCAGACGUGACAUUCAACCUCCAGAGGAUAGCGCUCCUGCCCGUGGCGCUGGGCCAGUCCCCGCCGGACCCGGACAUGAUCUACCUGGCGAUGCAGGACAAGCUGCACCAGCCGUACCGGCAGACGCUCAUCCCGGGCCUGACCGACAUCGUCGAGUCCAUGACGCCCGCGACGCAGCCGGGCCUGCUGGGCGUGUGCCUCUCGGGCGCGGGCCCCGCCAUCCUCGCGCUCGCCACGGCCAACCACGGCGAGAUCGCGGAGCGCAUCAUUGCAAAGUUCACCGCCCUGGGCAUCUCGUGCACCUGGCGCCUGCUGGAGCCCGCCGAGGGCACCGUCGUCAUCAGGUCGUGAGGCGAGGCGGUGGGUGUAGCGGGUUUCAAGGGGGGAGAUCGGUUGAGGUUGGGUUGCUUUUCGGUAGCCCGCCUUGGUUGCAAUGAGUUGGUAGCGUUAGGGUAAUACAGAAUGCAGGGCUCUUGCUCCUUGCAUGGCAGGCCCCGGGCUAGAUUCCCCUCCAGGUGAUGGACAAGUCGAUCAUUCUGGAAUGAGGCGCCUCUCGAUGCGGCCCUUCGACCCCUUUGCAGCUGUGGCCGCCCGAAUGCCGUGAAUGGUUGCUUGCGUGGCAGGGCGUCUGUCGCGGGUGCAUGUGCCGAUCGGUGGCGAUUCCACCAAACCGGGCGCAAUCCUGACCCGUUGCUUCUUCCGCCCGAGAGGCCACGACGCGACGGCUGGGAGGUCUUACGGGGGGGCCAUUGCCGCCCAACCCAAACGAUUGGGCCUGUAUGCCGGGCGCGGGGGGGAAGUAGGGGGCCGGCUGGGGACGUGGCGUUGGACCCGGGCGAAAGCGGUUGGCGGGCGGGAGAAGCCUCACUAUACGCCUCGUUUCUUCUUGUUCCUUUGUUUUGUUUUUUUGUUAUUGCUAGGUCGAUAAACACCGAAACCUAAAUGAAAUGGUCAAAGAUAAACGGACGUCUAUAAGAGGGCGAAGGGUCGGUCGAGAAGGAAGCAUAUUUGUUCGUCCUGUUCAUUGGCAAACACUCAUUCUCGCCUUAUCCAGACCUUAACGACCGUUAUCGGAGCCAACCCCAGCCUGCCGGCCUCACCCAGUAUAAAAAACCCCGCCCUCCCGAACCGAGCCUCGCUGAUAAUG
Gaeumannomyces tritici R3-111a-1 is the source of this 2070-nucleotide messenger RNA. Its product is annotated as homoserine kinase. Gene Ontology annotation, molecular function: ATP binding; homoserine kinase activity. Gene Ontology annotation, biological process: L-threonine metabolic process. Lineage: Eukaryota; Fungi; Ascomycota; Sordariomycetes; Magnaporthales; Magnaporthaceae. The transcript has 3 exons. Bases 204 to 1274 code for a protein of 356 amino acids. The record is from RefSeq and is a predicted model, not a curated record.